Paramecium pentaurelia is the source of this 727-nucleotide messenger RNA. Lineage: Eukaryota; Ciliophora; Oligohymenophorea; Peniculida; Parameciidae. The record is from the annotation of a GenBank genome assembly.
AUGAAUUAAGCUUAGUUGUUUGAUAUUUUUUUUCCAUAAUAUUAAAUGUAAUAAGAGAAAUUAAAUAGAAAGCUUUACAUCUUACCAAAGGUUGAGAGCUGUGUGAAAUUAGAUAUAGAUUUCAGAUUGAGUACUCCUAUGCACAGCAUGGCUAACAAACAUUAUUAAGGAUGCUAUCCUAAAACGACUAGAUCUGUUAGGUCAGAUGAAUUAAUGAAUACUCCUACUAUGACAACCAUUACAAUAUCUUCAGGGAAAAGAAUCAAAUUAUAUGCUCCAAUGUAAGAAAGCAAAAGAGCAUAACGUUUGAAGAAUGUCCCUUAUGAAUUACAAUAUUUCUAAACCAAGUUACCUACAAAGAACUUUAAAUCUAGUCAUUUGAUGAGUGAAGAUUUAUUGAAUCAACAAAGUGAGUCGAUCGAUAAUAAAUAGAAAUGGCAAAUGCGUUCUCAUAUUAAUAAAAUGAAUAAAGCUACUACAUCUUACUAAAUUAAAAGAUAAGAGAGAAAUGUUGUAAAAUAAACUAAAUCUACAGAUGAUUUAACAUAUAUUAAACAAUAAAAUGAGGAGACUGUUGAAAAUGAAAAAUUAAAAGUAUUUUUUUAAUCUUUAUUUUUUUUAGAGAUAUCAUUUAUAUAAAAGAUCAACAUAAAACCUUAUAAGAUAGUUUUCAGAUACACACAAUAUAAAAUAAUUAUGUUGUGAUCUCUAAUUUAAACAAUAAUGA